AUGAAUACAGAUUUGGAUAAUUUAACCGACAUCGAACAAAAUCAGCCACCACCUAAACAAGAAGAAGAUGAAAGCGAAGAGAUUUUCAAAGAUCAAAAACAUUUAACCAUAAGAGAAUUUUUCAGAAAGGAAUUUAUAGAUGAUUUUCAUCCUGUUUAUUUUGUUGGAUUUUUGGGUUGUGGUAUAACUGGUAAUAUCUUUUAUGGCUUUCCUUAUCCUGCUGAAUGGUUAAAAGUUUGUGGUAUAAUCUUUUUUUGUUUGACUAUACUAAUAUUUUUGGUGACUAAUUUGAUGUUAGUUCUAAGUUUAUUGUACUACCCUAAAAGACUAUGGUUAUAUAUUUAUGACUACAAUUAUUCACUUUAUUUUGGAGUAUAUUCAAUGGGAUUUACAACAAUUAUAAAUGGAGUACAUUUGCUAACUAAAGGUAAAUACCCCACAUUUCAAUGGGUAUUAUUUUGGAUUGGAACAGUACUAGCAGUUCAUAAUACUGCAGUCAUUUUUUUCUUUUCAUAUUUAUCAAAACACAGUGUUCACAAAUUACGAGAUAUUAAUGCAAGUAUUUUUAUUGUGAUAGUUACAUGUUGUGUUAACAGUUCUAAUGGUCAUUUAAUUGUUGAAAACUUGAAAACAGAAAAUCAAAAAAUCAUAACUGAAGUAACUGCACUUAUGUUAUUUUUCAUUUCAUUAUUGUUAUUUCAUGGAGUUGGUGCGAUAUACGUAGUGAGAUUAAUACUAUGCAAAGUACCCAGUACUCCACAAGUUUUCACACAAUUUUUACCAGUUGGGUUCACGGGUCAAAGUUCAUAUUCGAUUAUGUUAUUUGGGAACAAUAUGUACAAAUUAAUACCAGAUGAAUCACUAGGGAAAGCUUUCUUAGUUCUGAGUGCUCUACUAUCAUAUGCGUUGCUAUCAGCUAGCUACAUUUAUAUGUUCUUAGCAAUAGUAUCAUGUUUAUCUAAAACAAAACCAUUUAUCAAGAAUCCUGACCCAAAAUGGAACACAAAAAGAUUUGGACUAAUCAAAUGGAAUAAAGGUUGGUGGACAAUGACUUUUCCUACUGGAACAAUGCUGCUUUGCUCUUUUGAGAUAUCAAAGGGAGUAGCUGGUUAUGAAUUUUUAUUUUUUAAGGUAAUGGCUGCAAUAAUUGGUGUUGCAUUAUUUAUUAUUUGUAUUAUUAAUGUAAUUGGUUUGGCUAUUAGUAUAUGGGAAAAAAUUUAUGAUGCUUUUUUCAAAGAUUUAAAUAAUGAUAUAAAAGUUAAAGUAUAG
Molecule: messenger RNA, 1269 nt
Organism: Lodderomyces jiufengensis
Lineage: Eukaryota; Fungi; Ascomycota; Pichiomycetes; Serinales; Debaryomycetaceae
Exons: 1
Coding region: 1-1269 (422 amino acids)
Biological process (GO): transmembrane transport; sulfite transmembrane transport
Cellular component (GO): plasma membrane
Molecular function (GO): sulfite transmembrane transporter activity
Source: RefSeq, a predicted model, not a curated record